Molecule: messenger RNA, 1539 nt
Organism: Periconia digitata
Lineage: Eukaryota; Fungi; Ascomycota; Dothideomycetes; Pleosporales; Periconiaceae
Source: the annotation of a GenBank genome assembly
CACGUCGCCAACACAUCUCGCGCCCUUGCCCUCAUCCGCCAUCGGCUCACUAUUGCCAACAUUAUGGCUUCCUCGAGUCUUCAGCACAUGGCUCAAGGCCUUAUUGUGCAGAGCAAGACCUUGAUCAACAACGAUCUCAAGAGGAUAUUGAAAGAGGAAGGAGUAGUCUCAAGUGGUGUCAAGGCUACACUCCAAGCCAGAGUCAUCGGCUUGAUCGACCGUGCCGUCCAAGACAACGACCACGCCUUGUACAAUCGCUUGCAACACCGGAUAGCAAACAACGGCGCGUCUCCUUCCAGCCAAUCCACGCCGUCCUAUAACCCACAAACACCCACCAAAUCAUCCCCACUUGUCAAUGGAAACGGAAAUAUGCAGGGCUACCCGCAACCAACCGGCUUUACACAUUAUCAAAUGGCGCGCUCAGCUCCUACGAACCACUUCAAGGCAAGCCCUUUCUUCGAAAUUCGCGAGUCAAUCUUGGAAGGCAUCGCAUUAGAACCUUCACCAAGCCACCGCCAGAAUUGCAAUAAGAGCUUGACACUCAAUGAAACGACAUGCCAUCGGUUGCGCUCGGAUCGCUCUCUUCGCCUGCUGCUCUUCUCCGCUGUUGAGCAGCCGCUUGCGCCUUACACACGCCUCGAUGUUGCUUUCCCAAGCCAGAUUGAGGUGCGCAUCAAUGGCGAAGAAGCGAGGGCCAACUAUAAAGGUCUUAAGAAUAGACCAGGAUCAACACGGCCAGCUGACAUUACGGAUCUCGUGCGAAUUGCUCCUGCUAACUACAGGAACAAUCUUCUCAUAACUUAUGCGCUUACGCAAAAGCGGUACAACCUAGCUAUAUAUAUGGUUCGUAAGUUCUCUGUGGAGGAACUUGCAAAGCGCAUCGCUGAGCUCUGCAUAAUCCCCAAGCGAGACGUGCUCAAAGACAUGCGAAAAAAAGCGAGUGACCCGGAUAUAGUGGUGGAAUCAAGCGUCAUGUCAUUGAAAGAUCCCAUUUCGACGUUAAAGAUGACCGUACCUUGCAGGGGGAUGCUCUGUCAUCACACUCGCUGCUUUGAUCUCGAAUCUUUCCUACAACUGCAGGAACAAGCACCUACAUGGCAAUGCCCCAUCUGCAGCAAUCAUGUGAGCUUCGAAGCUUUAGCUGUCGAUGAGUACGUCCAGGAGAUCCUUUCCAAGGUCCCCAAGGCAGUCGACCAAGUGACCGUAGAGCCGGACGGCCGGUGGUCUAUCCAGGCCGCAAACACCUCGUCGAAAUCGAACGCACACAGCGAUGAUGAUGAUAGUGACGAGGAUCUCGUGGAGAUAUCUGGCCCCCGGGUGAACACCAUCAAAAGCGAAGUCUUUGCCACCCCGCAAUCUCUAGCACGGACCCCUCCUAUUCCAUCCAGAGAAGCGUCAUCAGCUCCCAGGACUGGUAGCAAACGAGGUUCGGAGGUGAUUGACCUUACUCUUUCCGAUGACGACGAGCCAGUGAGGCCCACAAAAAAGGUAGCACAAGGAGAUCCACCAUAUCCUCCGUUUAUUGACAGCUCUCCUUGA